GGCAAAGGCGAGGCGCCAGCGCAGCCGCUCCUGCAAGCGGGGCCGGCAGCGGGCUCGGGACUCCGGUCACAACGUCCCAGCAGUCUGGGGAAGGACUUUCCCAGUAUCACAAAGGCAGCUUGAGGCAUUUCAUUUUUGGAUCAAAGAGAAGACAAGGAGAAAGUGAGACGCCAAUGAAGGAUGGCAUUGAGAGUGUCAUUUCACCUCCCCGGAUCUCAGUUUCCUAAUCUGAAAAUAAAAGGUUUUAAACCCAUGGACCUCUGGGUGCCCUCCCAGUUCCAAGAGUGUGGAUUUGCUGAGGUUUUUCAUUAAAGUAGCGGUAACUGGCCCUGCGCAUGUGCCCUCACUCUGGAUCGAGGCCAGAAACUUCACUUUCACUUUCCAGGGGAAGCUCCAAAACCAAAAGAAAGUGACAGCAGGCCCAACCCCAAACCAGAGGAUUGACUAUCAGUUCUUUCUCUUUCUAAAGGUUUUGGAACCUUAUUUAUUCCCUAUUUAAAUUAGCACAGAGAGGCUGUGCUUUCUGAGGGAUGUAGUCACUGCCGGGUGGAGACAGGUGAUGCUAAGGGAAGCAUCUUGGACGACCUGGCCAAGUGCAAAAGCAGGUUUCUGAGAUCCUGCGAAGUUGAAGUUUGGAAACCCUGCUCUACACCUAUCUUCCAAGAGCACAAACACCCUGCCCCCUGCUGCAGCCCACUCGAGCACUGCCCUGAGAUUAAACCCAAAGGAGUGCACAGGCCAUUCUUGUGGCAGGACCGUUCCGUUGCUGUGUCAGGAGCGCCAGCCGUGGGACACUUCACACUGCUCAGUGACACAGGCGCAGGCUGCAAGGGGCGCUGAGGGGCUCGGCGUAAGCACAGGGAAUCCGAGGCGUCCUAGAGGCCAUGCUCUUCUGUGCUGCCCCAGCCAUGCAGCCCUGGUGAGGGAGAAGAGGCCUGUGGAACGCCCUUGUCCGAGUCGCAGGGCAUGUCGCUGGGGCACACAACUACUCAGAAACAAGCCCAGCCGGGAUGACCCUGGGUCCGAGAGCUCCAGGAACAGGCUUUGCCUCAGAGGAGGCCGGGGAGAGCCACAGUGGAAACUGCAUUUACCUGCUUGGAAGAUUAAAUCCAGACCUCGCUCCUCAGUCCUUUCCAGGCCACCCACACAGGAACACUUUUUAGCUUGGGGCUAAAGCUGACAUUUUCAGCAAUUUCAGCUACUGCGUUGGCCUCAGACCCAAGACCUAGAUCCAUCCAAAACUUGGCCCAAUUCUACAUUGAGACUUUCAUGUUGGAGAGCCUGAUACCAACAGUAGCCCUUCCCUGCAUGCCUUAGCAAACAGAAACAAACAUCAUUGCACCCCAGAACUGGAGAAUCAUGCUUGGAGUGAUGAACCUACCUCUGGUGGUUUUCAUGAAGUUUUUGGACAGAGAAGAAUUGGCAGAACACAGGGUGUUUUCUUGUUUGGGCCCGUGGUCCAUUAUGUGCACUUGAACACAAAGUUCCCUUGGUCUCAUUGUUUAGUCUUGUGAAACAUGGAUAAUGGGGCUAUUCCUUUCUUCUUCUGUUCGUUUUUAAGGAAAGGUUUUACUCUCUCUUUUUUUUGAUGUAUGUAUGCAUGCUUCAGAAAAUGAGGUUAUUAAAAUAGCAAAACAAACUCAAACAGCAGAGGACAACUAUAGUAGAAGGUGCAUGGGAUACCCAAAAGAGCAUAUUAAUAACCAAGCAGUAUUUAUUAGCCAAUGUAUCCUCCCAAAACCCUUUCAUUUUUUUAUUUUUAAAUUUCAGAAUAUUAUGGGGUACAAACACUUUGGUUACAUAUAUUCCUUUUACACCACCCAAGCCAGAACUAUAAGGGUGCCCAUCCCCCAGACAGUGCACCCCUUUCUUCUUAAUGAGAUCAAUGAGUCAAAUGUUUGCAAGAUGUCUUGAGAAGUUUGCUGGAAAUUUUAAAACAAAUUCUUUCAAAACCAUUUCCUCAAAAACUCAGUUUAUUUAAUUCUUUAGUUCUAAAAUUAAAUGCAACUCUAAAAUGACAUUUGAAAAGAGCAAGAUUACAAUUCCAUUGUCCGCUAUAAACACUGUCGUAAACACUGGAAGCAACCUUGGCUAGCUGAACCCGUGAAAAUUAUGUCUUAAUCUGACUGUGUCUUUCCAUUUCUCUGACUUCACAUUACCAGAAAUGUGCAGCUCAUUUCAUGUGACAUUUAUUCAAGGUUAUGAUAACAACCUGUCUCCCCAGUGAUGCGUAUGUUCCCGCCCUUCAGCCCAAGGUCCCUCAGCUUUUCUCUCAAAGUGCUUUUGUUCUCAGUCAUUUUGGCCAGAAAGUUCCUGGUUCAGAGCUGAAGGUGACUGAGCAAUUUCACCGCCUAUCUCCAGCAAGUGCAACAAACAAGAGAAGACCAACGAUCAAUCACGUUUUCCAUGAAGUCAAGUCCAAGUAACAUCCUGUCUUAAGCACAAGCUAGGGAAAUGAAGCACAUUACCAAUCCAUAUGAAAACACCAACUAUACAGCAAGCAAUAACUCAGACUGCCCUCCCGUAGUUUUGCCAGAAGAGAUAUUUUUCACAAUAUCCGUUGUUGGAGUUUUGGAGAACCUGAUUGUCCUUCUGGCUGUGUUCAAGAAUAAGAACCUCCAGGCACCCAUGUACUUUUUCAUUUGUAGUUUGGCCAUUUCUGACAUGUUGGGCAGUCUGUAUAAGAUCUUGGAAAAUAUCCUGAUUAUAUUCAGAAACAUGGGUUAUCUGAAGCCUCGUGGCAAUUUUGAAACCACAGCCGAUGACAUCAUCGACUCCCUGUUCGUCCUUUCUCUGCUUGGCUCCAUUUUCAGCCUGUCUGUGAUCGCUGCUGACCGCUACAUCACCAUCUUCCACGCUCUGCAGUACCACAGCAUCGUGACCAUGCGCCGUACCGUCAUUGUCCUGACCGUCAUCUGGACCUUCUGCACAGGGAGCGGCAUCGCCAUGGUGAUAUUCUCCCAUCACGUCCCCACAGUGAUCACCUUCACAUCGCUGUUCCCCCUGAUGCUGGUCUUCAUCCUGUGCCUCUACGUGCACAUGUUCCUGCUGGCCCGAUCCCAUGCCAGGAAGAUCUCGACCCUCCCCAGAGCCAACAUGAAAGGGGCCAUCACACUGACCAUCUUGCUUGGGGUCUUCAUCUUCUGUUGGGCCCCCUUUGUCCUUCAUGUCCUCUUAAUGACAUUCUGCCCAAAUAACCCUUACUGCGCUUGCUACAUGUCUCUCUUCCAGGUGAAUGGCAUGUUGAUCAUGUGCAAUGCAGUCAUCGACCCCUUUAUAUAUGCCUUCCGGAGCCCAGAGCUCAGGCAUGCAUUCAAGAAGAUGAUCUUCUGCAACAGGUGCUGGUAGAAUUAUUGAUCCCUAAUUUUAGAAUGCAUGGGAAUAAUAUUGCCAAGGGAAAGAAUAAUGGAACAUUCUAAUAAAUACUAAUGUUCCUGCCUGUCCUUUCCUUCCCUAAUGGACAUGAGGGUUAUCCCACUAGCUAGUAUAUAUAACAGUUUGGUUUUAUGGGAACAGUUUUGUUGUAGGAGCAACAUUCACAACUUUAUAACUAGAAAGAUAAAAUGAUGCCCUAAAGGAAGGAUAGAAUACAAGGCACACACAGCAAUUCAAGUGCAAGGGCUCUGGGCUAAGGCAAAGACUUGUUCUACACAUACCCAGUGAGCCAUCCCAGGUGGCCUCUCCAGGAUAGAGGCCACUGCAACCAAUUUCUAGAAGCUAGGUGCCAGGGCAAGCGACUCAGGCAGACACCAUGGGGCUCUGUAAGCCAAUAAUAAAUUGGUGCAAAUAAAUUGCUGCAGGCAAAUGUGCCUGUCUCCCACAGCCAUGCAGCGCCCCCACCUCUCCCCUCCCAGCCUGCCUGCCUGGCAUGGCGCUAGCCACCUCCCGUGUCUGUGGGCGCAGGCCGAGCAUAAAUUACAAAUGUCCGGUAACCAGCACUGAGUUUCAGAUAACAGAUGACCCUUCUCUGUUAGUCUGUUUGCUCACUCAGCAUCCCACUAGCCUUAAGCCCUUUCCUGCUGAAUCUCCUCAUGCUCUAGGAGCAUAAAUUUCAAAGGAGGAAAUAAAAAUUUAAUCCAUGUUGCUCCUGCGUGGGCAUGCGCACAGCCAGAAGAAAACUGACUCUGCAGAAGGUAUAGCCAAACGUUGUGUGUUUUCUCAAAUGUAGAAAUGAAGAAAGAUCGGCCCUAAUACAUAUUUUGUGGAAUAAGUAGAGCAUGAGAGAGAGAGAGACAGAGAGAGAGAGAGAGAGAGAGAGAGAGUGUUCCAUGCUCUUUUGGACUAUGGGGAAAACCACGACCAAGCACGCCAAGCAGCCGUGCUGUUGUUACAUCAGAGAUCACACCAAAGACUUGAUGGAAAAAAGUUCUACCUCCUUCCACAGACCAGUCUGAAAGGCAGAUCCAGUCACGGGAAAACUUCCUCCUACCAUCAGCCAUAGACAGGGAGCCAGAUAAUGGCACCCCCCAGUAGGAAUAAAAGAAGCAAAAUGUGUGAGCCCAUCCAUUUUUAACAACUAAAGCUUAAAGGAGAAGCAAGUUCUGAUGGUAAGUCCUUGCUGGACUGAGCAUGAGGGGUGCGUGACGCAGGGCGGGCUUCAGACGCACGACGCCCCAGCAGGCUCGGGAUCCACGGGAGGGACCGUGUCCUCUGGGAGAGGUGACCUUUGCCCUCGGGAGAGUUUCCCACGUGCUGCUGAGAGGAGAACACAGGACGGUCUGGUGAUGGUUAGUGUUAGAAGUGGGAGGGACAGGAGCUCGUCAGAAGCAAAGGAGAAGCCUGGCAUUAAGGGAGCACAGUCCCAGUUGUGGCCAUGGCCCGUGUCACAGCAUGUCUUCUUGUCCUCUUCUGGAGAACCCCUCCUGUCUGGCCCCUUCUCCACCAAGUGGACUAUAUUACUCUAACAGUAACCUGGAUUCAUCAAUAUAUAAAAUACUGUAUGUGAGUUUAUUUUCCAUGAAAUCUAAAGCAAAGCCCCAUAAAUAAUUUUUAAAGUGUUAUUUCUACCAUUAAAAAAAUAAUAUAUAGCACAUUUUUUCUGAUUAAACUGAGUAUUCUCAAUAAAAUGUAACCUUUCUUUAAAGUCAUACUGCUGUAUGACACUACGGAAGUUGCCGUUCGACCUCCAUCGUAAAUGGCCCCAAACUGCUCUGCGUGUAGAAUUCUGCCUUGGCAGCAGCUGUGCCAUCUCCUCGUCACUCACGAGCACUCUGCGGUCAUCACAUCGCAUCUGUUGUCAGAGGAAAAUCACCUAGAAAUUCCUCCACCUCUCACUGCCUUCAAUUCAUUGCAUUUAAUGUAAGAAACAAAUUAAGAAGGCUAGUCUAAUAGUGCAUAAAACAAAAAUAAAGGAUUUUUAAAUUUCCUCUCAAUCCUGACUGCUAAUUCAGAGAUAUUUUCAAUUCUAGGUCCUCAGCUAUAUUCAGAUCACAGCAGGACCUUUAGUGCUCAUAGUUGCUGGAAAAAUUAUUAUUUUCUACCUCUAACUUCACCUAUAGUUCAAAAUGAAAGUAUCAAACU
Molecule: messenger RNA, 5520 nt
Organism: Microcebus murinus (gray mouse lemur)
Lineage: Eukaryota; Metazoa; Chordata; Mammalia; Primates; Cheirogaleidae
Source: RefSeq, a predicted model, not a curated record